Molecule: messenger RNA, 3051 nt
Organism: Pteropus alecto (black flying fox)
Lineage: Eukaryota; Metazoa; Chordata; Mammalia; Chiroptera; Pteropodidae
Gene: MACIR
Product: chromosome unknown C5orf30 homolog
Exons: 3
Coding region: 364-987 (207 amino acids)
Biological process (GO): negative regulation of cytokine production involved in inflammatory response; negative regulation of fibroblast migration
Source: RefSeq, a predicted model, not a curated record
CCGGCCUUGGCCGGGGGCGCGCGUGUGGAUUGGCGCCGGGAGCUGGCCAGAAGCGAAAGCGGCAGAUGUCGCUGGGCAUCGCCGCCCUCACCCCACCUGUCGCGGAUGGACUUUGGGGCGGGUGGGAAGCGGAGGAAAGGAGUUUCCAUGCGGCGGUCAGCCAGACCUUGAGCAGGCGGUCCCAUUGUGAAGCUGCCAAACUCUAGUGGUGGAAUCUGCAAAUCUCCGCUAGAUAGAUGGGAUCACGAAGUAUCUGGAGUAGAGCAGAAAAAUUAUUAUGCCUGUGUUCCCUUGGGACUCAUUGGAAAUUGUACAGUGACAUCUUCUGGGAUUUAGUCUGGAGUGUGCAGACUGGUGCCUAAAAUGGAAGUAGAUGUUAAUGGCGAGCCCAGAAGUUCCCUGAGCACCCUGCCCUUGCCUGUGGCCGAGGUGAGCUCCCCGGGAAAGGCAGAGGCGGAGAAGCCGCGCUGCUCCAGCACGCCGUGCUCGCCCAUGCGCCGGACUGUGUCAGGCUACCAGAUCCUCCACAUGGACGCCAACUAUUUGGUCGGCUUCACAACUGGUGAGGAACUGCUGAAGUUGGCCCAGAAGUGCACAGGGAGCGAAGAAAGUAAGGGAGAAGCUGUGCCUUCCUUGCGCUCCAAACAGCUGGAUGCAGGACUUGCACGUUCCUCUCGCUUGUAUAAAACCAGAAGUAGGUACUACCAGCCAUACGAGAUUCCAGCUGUCAAUGGCAGGAGGCGAAGGCGGAUGCCCAGCUCAGGAGACAAGUGCACUAAAUCUUUACCUUAUGAACCUUAUAAGGCCCUCCAUGGGCCUCUGCCUCUUUGUCUUCUUAAAGGUAAGAGGGCUCACUCCAAAUCUCUGGACUACCUCAAUCUAGAUAAAAUGAACAUCAAGGAGCCAGCUGACACAGAAGUGCUACAGUACCAGCUUCAACACCUAACCCUGAGAGGGGACCGUGUGUUUGCUAGGAAUAAUACAUGAAUGACCUGCAGAGAGUGUAAACUAGUUUAGGUUAGCCUACGCUUGGCUAGAAAAACCCACUGUUGUACUCUGUACAGGACUCUUCACAUUAUAGAUGGUUAUAUCAGCUAAGUGUUCCAGGAACAUAAAAAUUGUUUGGGUCAAAUUUCGAAUAUAGAAAUGAAAUCACAGGUACUUGGGGGGAAAUCAUUCUAGAGCACGCAAUUGCAAAGAAAACAAUGUUGACCAUUAAUUCGUAUAGCUUUUGAGCUAGGAUAAAAGGCUCUGGUACAGCAAGAUCAUCUUUAUGAUUCUGACACUAGAAUUGGGAAUGUUAUCUGCUUGGUUGUUGCUGACUUGGUAUGAUUCAUUAGAAAUUUAUAUCUUAAGUACUUAAGUACUUCUUUAAUCUCUGUAUUUUACUAUCAAAUGUAUGUAAUGAUUUGUUUUAUGAAAUUUAGAACUUGAACAUUGCUGAAUUGGACCACUUUUUAUUUUUAAAUAUUGAGUUUAAAUAUUUUAUAACUGGUUUUGCACUGAAAAAAAUUAACAUUUCAGAUUGACAAGAGAAUAAUCUUCACUUGCCUCAAUAAUAUUAUUGAGCAAUGAAUUUUUUAUUUCCGCAUGGAAAGUUAUUGAUCUCUAUGGCUGUAAAAUAUUUCUUUAUAGCAUUAUUAACGUGUGUCUUAAUAAAAAUAAAUUUGGGAUACAAAGUAUUUAUUUUACAAUGGGUGGGGGGAAGCUUUUCCAGAAGGUUUCCAAUAAGAAGUUUUCAUAAAUUGAAAAAGUUUCCUUCGUGCUUAUUUUCUAAUUUAAAAUUCAUCUGGAACUUUAAAAUGGAAAGGAUUCUUUUAGUGUGGAUUAUAGGCAUAAUACUGUUUGCAUCUGAAUGUUCUGUAAAUGAAUGGAACUCUAAUAGAGGAACUCAUGAUUUUCUACUCUUGAAUGCUUAAUCGAAGUAUGAAGUGAUACCAUUCAGCAUGGCAUUGGGUCAUUCCAGUUUUAGUUUUGUGCAGCACACUCACUGAAAUUCAAGUUUCUAGGAUUAGCGUAGGAGCCUAAAGCGCUCCUACAGUUUUAAUGGGUUAAUCCUGGAUUACUUAACAAUUUAUGUCAAUUGCACUGGUUUAAUUUGUUGCUAAAGAAAUAUUGCCCUGGCUUUAGUAACAAAUACAGCUUAACUAUUCUUGAAUAUAUUUUGAAAAAAAAAAAUGUAUGUAACUUACCUUUUGUAAAAGUUUCUAUUUCUUUUUUGACUCUUGAAGGUGCAAUUUAUUACUGAAUUGGCAUUUCUGGCAACAUAGAACUGCUUAUUUUAAAUUUUAUUUUUGGGGCUGUGAGUUUCUUAGGUGUUAUCAAUCUCGCUUAUAAUAUAAGAACACCUUUUAAUUGAGCGGGUCAUUCCUGGUACAGUUUGACUCUUCUUUAGCCAGAAUGAAUGGCGAACUCUUUAGAGCAGAAUAAGUAUUAGAAACCCUAGGUACUCUUAAUCAGCAUUUAUUAUUAUUUCACUGAGACAAACCAUGUGAAAGAACCUUGGCCCAUAUCUUACUGGGUUGAUCAGAUUUCUUGGUGGGCUGGAAAUCCUCAGCUGUUGAUAUUUUAAAGUAAAUUGCACCUUUGUAACAUAUUGUAUUGAUGAAUGAUCACUAAGAUUACUAUAUCUAUACAGUCAUUAGUUUGACAAGAAAUAGAAUCCUGUCAGAUGCCAAAGAGUUGGGAUUUUUACGUUUAAUGAUUAAACAUCGUUAUUUAUUGAUGAUUUACCCUGUGGAACUGUAUUAUUUCUAACUAUGAAAUAAAAGGGUGAUGUAAACACAGGUUGUUGUGCGCUGCUUUAAAUGGGGUCUGCCAUGAACAGGCUUGUUACUGUUCAAGAAUUCCAACUAAGCACUUAUUUUUAGGCCCCACUUUUGUUAAUAAAAAGACAAAACUACUUUUGGUGCUCAUUCACAUUUCAAGGUAAAGGAUGUAUUCAUGGCAAUGAUAUGUAUUCAGUCCACUAGGAAAUACAACUGUGUAACUGAGAUCUGUCCCUUCCUGUGUGCCUAAUUUCUUGAGCUAAAUAAAAAUAUGUAGCUUUUU